AUGAGCGAAGAGAGAUUUGGAUCAGUUUCUGAAAGAAUCAUCAGAAGAAAUAAUUCUGUUCAGGCUAAGCGAAAUGUUUAUUUGGCGACAGAUGAUCCUAAUGUUUUCACUCAACUACCCUACAGUUAUCCAAACUACACUGUCUAUGGUAGUCCAUUGAGGUCCCAGUCAGCUAAUUUGAAUAUGCGGAUGUCAGUUGGUUCAAUGAAUAAUGUAAUUGUUGACGUUAUUGCACUUUCAAUGACUGAUUUCCUAGUGUGUACAUUUUCAUCGAAUGUUUGUCGUUUAGCCUAUGAGUUAAUGCAAACACGUCAUGAUGACUUGGGUGAUGCUACACAAUUGUUUCAUUCAAUCGAUAUUUCAUUCCAUCAAGAAGAUUACCGCAAAAUGAAAUUUGAUGUGAUCAUUCCAGAUAUGAAUGGGCAUUUAAAGUAUGGUGAUGUAGUGGAGAUAAUCAAAACGUACUGGAACGGUUCAGUGUCAGUAAGAAUGAGGCCGUCAAACACAACUAUGCAUAAUAAAAAUCAAGAGGGUAUGAAAAACGAGUUAUUCAUUGCACCUGCCUACAAGUUGAGACCAAAAAUAAACAUGACUGGUUUCAACUGA
Molecule: messenger RNA, 606 nt
Organism: Schistosoma spindalis
Lineage: Eukaryota; Metazoa; Platyhelminthes; Trematoda; Strigeidida; Schistosomatidae
Source: the annotation of a GenBank genome assembly